GCACGUCGCUGACAUUUAAACCAAGCUGCCGCCCCUUUUUGCUCGCUCCGCACUGUUUUGCUCCUCACGGAUAGACUACGACAGCUGCCAAUGUUUAGCUCUGCUUCGUAAAGUUGAGAAAAAACCCUGAAAGAAUGCCGCUGGCCCGCAGCCUGUCCGUCACGUCCCUCUCUGGACUUGAGGAGUGGGACGAGGAGUUUGAGUUGGAGGAUGCCGUUCUCUUUGAAAUAGCUUGGGAAGUUGCCAACAAAGUUGGAGGCAUUUACACCGUCAUCCAAACCAAAGCUCGUCUGACCGCCGAGGAAUGGGGGGAGAACUAUUUCCUGGUGGGUCCCUAUGUAGAGAGCAACGUGCGCACUCAAGUGGAGUUGAUUGAACCCACCAACCCCGUGCUGAAGCGGACCAUUGACAAAAUGAACUCCAGUGGGUGUAAGGUAUACUUUGGUCGCUGGCUGAUUGAAGGUAGUCCUUAUGUUGUUCUGAUUGACGUGGGCUUCACUGCCUGGUCUCUGGAUCGCUGGAAGAGCGAGCUGUGGGACCUGGGCGCAAUCGGUGUUCCUUGGUUCGACCGUGAAGCAAACGACGCCGUGUUGUUUGGUUUUCUGACGGCUUGGCUUCUUGGAGAGUUCGCAGCCCAGUCUGAGGAGCCCCCGCACAUCGUGGCCCACUUCCACGAGUGGCUGGCUGGCCUGGGGCUGGUGUUGUGCAGGAAGCGACAGCUGCCUGUGGCGACCAUCUUCACAACUCACGCCACACUACUGGGACGCUACCUGUGUGCUGGAAGCGUGGACUUUUACAACAACCUUUCAAAGUUUAACGUGGAUAAGGAAGCAGGUGAUCGACAGAUCUACCAUCGCUACUGUUUGGAGCGAGCGGCCGCACACUGUGCCCACGUCUUUACCACGGUGUCACAGAUUACAGCCAUUGAGGCGGAGCACCUGCUCAAGAGAAAACCAGAUAUUGUAACUCCCAACGGGCUGAAUGUGAAGAAGUUCUCAGCUAUGCAUGAGUUCCAGAACCUCCAUGCACAGAGCAAGAGUCGGAUUCAAGAGUUUGUCAGGGGACACUUCUACGGGCAUCUUGACUUCAAUUUGGACAAAUGUUUGUUCCUCUUCAUCGCUGGGAGGUAUGAAUUCUCCAACAAAGGAGCCGACAUCUUCCUGGAAGCUUUGGCCAGACUCAACUAUCUACUGAGAGUCAACCACAGUGAUGUGACUGUUAUAGCUUUCUUCAUCAUGCCAGCGCGGACAAACAACUUCAAUGUGGAGACCUUAAAAGGCCAAGCAGUCAGGAAACAGCUGUGGGAUACAGCUCACACUGUGAAGGAGCGCUUCGGCAAGAAGCUCUAUGAGUCUCUUCUAGUGGGCCAGCUGCCAGAUGUGGCAAAGAUGCUAGACAAAGAAGAUUUCACCAUCAUGAAGCGUGCCAUCUUUGCCACUCAGAGGCAGUCGCAACCCCCAAUCUGCACCCAUAACAUGCUGGACGACAGCAGCGACCCCAUCCUCAACUCUGUCCGCCGCAUCGGCCUUUUCAACAGCUCUGCUGACCGAGUCAAGAUAAUCUUCCAUCCAGAGUUCCUUUCAUCCACGUCUCCUCUGCUGCCAAUGGACUAUGAGGAGUUUGUCAGAGGCUGCCACCUUGGUGUUUUCCCUUCUUACUAUGAACCUUGGGGCUACACACCAGCUGAGUGCACUGUAAUGGGAAUUCCAUCAAUCUCCACAAAUCUGUCGGGGUUUGGCUGUUUCAUGGAGGAGCACAUAGCUGACCCUUCAGCAUACGGCAUUUACAUCCUUGACCGGCGUUACAAGGGCGUCGACGAGUCGUGUAACCAGCUCACCUCCUUCCUGUUCCAAUUCUGCAAACAGAGCCGACGUCAGCGGAUCAUCCAGAGGAAUCGAACCGAGCGCCUGAGUGACCUUCUGGACUGGAGAUACCUCGGCAGGUAUUAUAUAGCUGCCCGUCAUAUGGCCUUGGCUAAAGCCUUUCCUGAUACCUUCAUAUAUGAACCUCAUGAGCCGAGCUCAGCUACAGGGUUCCGUUACCCUCGACCGGCCUCUGUACCACCUUCUCCAUCCCUGUCCCGCCACUCCUCUCCGCACCACAGCGAGGCCGAAGAGGAUGAAGACGAGCGUUACGAUGAGGAUCUGGAGGCAGAAAAGGACAGAGUCAACAUCCGCCAGCCCUACACCGCAACUAAAAACAAAACCUCUGCCAACCUGGGAGCUGAUGAGAACGAAGACGACGCUGUCGCCAAUGACAAAAACUGAGCGCCACAGAAUCUACCAGAGCGUCACUCCGCCGUGUUUCUUUUUUUUGUCCCUUUUCUCCAGAAGGUGAAAUCGCCUUCAUACUCCCACCAGCAUUCUUUGACAUGGCUUGAAAAUUGAUCAUGCAGAAAAUGUCACCAUAAAAAUAUACCUCCAUGCUGUCAUUAGCUUGUGCUAAGUUCAGAACACAACCAAUAUGUCUGAACCCUUUAAAGGGGGAGCACACAUACAAACAGGCUCUACAUGUAUUACUGUGCUGCAGAGCACAUGUGAGCCCACCUGCCUUAUCCACAAUCAGAGUCCAAACAGAGGUCCAUGUGUUCUGGCCUUUUCCCAUGAGUUCCUACUGCUGCAUUCACACUCCUGCAUCGGGAAAAUGUUCCACCUUAAAUAAAACCAGACUGGCUACUCCUGCACACCUAAUCAAUAAUGUUUUCAGGUUGAUUGUAGAUUUGUUGUCUAGGUGGUUUGAAUUGAUCAUGAGAUUUGUUGAAAACGCUUCAGCUGAUUCAUUUCGGAGAAGUUGGACAUUUCUUCACGCGAACCGCACUUCUGAUGUUUUGAAGUUGGUGCUAAAACAAUUGGAAUCUCCACAAAGUGCAUAAAGAGAAAAUAUCCUCACCGAAGUGGCGGUUAGGUGAACUCAACUGAAUCAGCCGUAGACAAGUAGAGCUUCACUGCUGCUGAGAAUGACACCAGUAUACUUCAAUUCACUAGUGGAAUUCCCCACAAACUGUGCAGCUGUGUGUGUGUGUGUGAGAGCUGAGUUCUAGUAAUGGUUUGUUUUAUUGUGUCACUGUGUCUUCCCAUCCUGUGCAUACCUCAGACCUUUUUAAUUCUUUGAACUCCUCUGGAAUGCGUUGGUAUUGUUUUGGUGAUACCAACAGUGCAAUCCGUGGUAUGCUUAAAAACUUGGCUAGAGUUUUUCUAAAUAACCGUAGUUCAGCAUGUGGUGAAAAACAGAAUGCUGGAUCGUGUACUAACACUGGAAAACAUUGAACUAAAGCUCUGAUAUUAUAACAGAUGACUAUAAGGAGUGUCUGCAGGCGUUUUAUGCUUGAUUCAGUGCAGGGAAAAUAUGGUUUUUCCAGCGUUGUCAACUUUGUACUUUACUUUACAUCUUUAAUCCUGUUAAAUGACCCUUGGAAAGUUGUUUGACGGGUCUUCCGCAGAUACGCAGCACUUCUGGUCGAAAAGUUCUCCUUUAUGUAGCUUUUUUUGUGCGUCAAAUGCCUUGUUUACCACAAAACGUCAAAGAAUGGAAAUAAAAUGCAGAGCACACCUAUGCACGAGUAGCAUCAGAAGCUUAAAAGAAACAUCUGUGUGUGUUUUUCGUUUUGUUUCCGUGCCUUAUUCCGGUGAUCGCUGAUGAACGACUUUAACACGCUUCCUGAUAAAAGUCAACGUUUGCUUAUGUUGAGACGCUUGUUCUGCAGUUUCCUUGUUUUAGGAUGUUUGUCAAAGGAAAACGUAACUUAUGAAGAAGUGAAAACUGAAUUUAGCUCUAGGUUUUUAUGUUCUUGUGUGUAAAACAUAUAAUGAAGAUGAAAGGCAUCCAUGGAACACUGAAUAGUUUUUAAUUUUAAAGAAAAUGUGUUUUACCAGAUGUAAACUCAUCAUCACUCCUGUGUUUGUAGGACUUCUCAAAGUUGCACCAAAUAAACUGAAUAAAGUAGAAAGGAAAUACAAUACAUGUUAGUAUUGUAAAAAUGC
Oryzias latipes (Japanese medaka) is the source of this 3980-nucleotide messenger RNA. RefSeq names its product glycogen synthase 1 (muscle) (gene gys1). The record is from RefSeq and is a predicted model, not a curated record. Gene Ontology annotation, cellular component: cytoplasm. Gene Ontology annotation, molecular function: alpha-1,4-glucan glucosyltransferase (UDP-glucose donor) activity. Gene Ontology annotation, biological process: glycogen biosynthetic process. Lineage: Eukaryota; Metazoa; Chordata; Actinopteri; Beloniformes; Adrianichthyidae.